AUGAAUCAAGAUAAUAUCAAAGCAGAAUCCAUCACUUUAAAAUAUGAAAAAUAUGAUUCGCAAAAUAAUUAUCUUUUUUUCGAGAAAGAUAAUGAGAUUUUAAAUCUUGAUAAAUUCAGAUAUGAUGAUGAACAUAAUGAAAAUGUACCAGAAAUCAAAGCUAAAUUCACUAAAGGAAAAUAUUCUGGAAAAGAAGCUUUUGUGAUUAAUAGACAUCACACAUAUAAUAUCUAUUAUAAUAAUAAAAUUUAUAUGAAGAUUGAACCUGAUCAAUAUGGAUUCUCAUUUUUAGGUGUUAAUGGAAACAAAGAAUAUUUUUCUUUAACAUUUAAAAACAAGAAAUUAGAUAAAAUCCCAGAUGAAUUCACAUGUGAAUUUAACGGAAUCCCUAUCGAAAAAAAUUUAUGUUAUAAUCAAGAAUGUUUUGAUAUUACUGAUUUUGGAGAAUAUAUCAUUAAGAAAAAUAAUAAUUUUUAUAGAAAAUUAAUCACUCAUCAUGUUUGGAAUUAUUAUUUUGAAGACGGAGAUGAA
This is a messenger RNA of Scutellospora calospora, 531 nucleotides long. Lineage: Eukaryota; Fungi; Glomeromycota; Glomeromycetes; Diversisporales; Gigasporaceae. The record is from the annotation of a GenBank genome assembly.